GUCCAAAGGUGACUUACGUGCCCCCUCCUCCACCUGACGAUGAACAAGCCAUCUUUGCACAUUAUCGGACAGGAAUUAAUUUUGACAAGUAUGAUGAAAACAUCGUCCAGGUGUCAGGACUUGACCCUCCAGCGCCAUUACAGGCUUUUGAAGAGGCUGACCUCUGUCAGACUUUAAACAUUAACAUUACUAAGGCUGGAUACUCUAAGCUUACUCCAGUGCAGAAGUACAGCAUUCCCAUUGUCCUGGCAGGACGGGAUUUAAUGGCAUGUGCCCAGACAGGGUCGGGCAAAACGGCAGCUUUUCUUCUGCCGAUCGUGGCCCACAUGAUGAGAGAUGGCGUAACUGCCACCAGCUUUAGAGCGCAGCAAGAGCCGGAAUGUAUUAUUGUGGCACCAACUAGAGAACUGAUAAAUCAGAUCUUCCUAGAAGCAAGGAAAUUUGUGUAUGGAACUUGUAUAAGGCCUGUUGUGAUCUACGGAGGUACGCAAACAGGCCACUCAAUCUGUCAGAUAAUGCAAGGCUGCAAUAUCCUGUGUGCCACUCCAGGAAGGCUUCUAGACAUCAUUGGAAAAGAGAAG
Messenger RNA from Antrostomus carolinensis (chuck-will's-widow), 581 nucleotides. Its product is annotated as ATP-dependent RNA helicase DDX4-like. The annotation marks the transcript as partial. Gene Ontology annotation, molecular function: nucleic acid binding; RNA helicase activity; ATP binding. The record is from RefSeq and is a predicted model, not a curated record. NCBI's taxonomy places the organism in Eukaryota, Metazoa, Chordata, Aves, Caprimulgiformes, Caprimulgidae. The transcript has 4 exons.